This is a messenger RNA of Rotaria sp. Silwood2, 573 nucleotides long. NCBI's taxonomy places the organism in Eukaryota, Metazoa, Rotifera, Eurotatoria, Philodinida, Philodinidae. The record is from the annotation of a GenBank genome assembly.
AUGUCAGUGAAUAAUUUGACUAGCCAUCGUCGUCAACCUAUUAUCGGUGCUUGUGUUGACCAAGGUAUUGGUGGCAAUGAUGCUCAGCUAGACAUGAAACAACAUCUUAUUCAGUUAUCAUCAUUUAUUGAAAACUGGCAUUAUUCUGUGAAUCCACAAGAAUUUUACAAAUUCCUCGAUGAUAAUCCAAAAACUCAAAUUUUUCUCAUUAUGUCUGGACAAAUUCAUGAAGAAAUUGUUCCUGCAAAACAUACCUAUGAAAAUAUUCAUAGCAUAUACAUAUUCUGUGCCGAUGUUAAUGCGCAUCGUCGUUUAAAAGAGGAAUUUGAUAAAGUAAAAGAUGUUAUGAAUAUCAAUGAUGAUGUAUAUGAGCGAAUAGCUGAUGAAUUGUCACUAUUGUUGCUUAAUAUCGGUGAAUCAUAUAUACGAUCAAGUGAUCGUGGUUUAGCCCACAACUGUUUGAAUGAAGCAUUACGACUAAUGAAUACUACACUUCAUUUUCAAAACAAUCAUGGACGUGUAAUUCAAGCGAAGGAACUGUUAGAGUCAAUUGAUUUAUCGAUUAACUUAUAA